Gadus chalcogrammus (walleye pollock) is the source of this 1968-nucleotide messenger RNA. RefSeq names its product dehydrogenase/reductase 12-like a (gene dhrs12la). Lineage: Eukaryota; Metazoa; Chordata; Actinopteri; Gadiformes; Gadidae. The coding region runs from base 18 to 989 and encodes 323 amino acids. The transcript has 10 exons. The record is from RefSeq and is a predicted model, not a curated record.
CCGAGAGGAGAAGGACCAUGUCUCUGUACCGCAACUCCGCCUGGUUCCUCAAGGGAGUGACCGAGUUCACUAAGAAUGCCUUCAUAUCAGCGUCCAAGCGGUUUGUGGAGAAGGACCUGGAGAUCUCCAUGGCCGGCCGCUCAUUCAUGAUCACAGGAGCCAACAGCGGCAUCGGCAGGGCCACUGCCAUGGCUAUCGCCAAGAAAGGUGGGACCGUCCACAUGGUGUGCAGAAACAAGGACAAGGCAGAGGAGGCCAGAGCGGACAUCGUGAAAGAGUCCGGGAACAAGGAGAUCUUUGUCCACAUCCUGGACCUCUCUGAGACAAAGAAGGUGUGGGAGUUUGCAGAGUCCUUCAAAAGGAAGUACAAGUCCCUGAACGUAUUGAUCAACAAUGCAGGCUGCAUAAUGAGCCAGAGGGAGGAGAACGCAGAGGGGCUGGAGAAAAGCUUUGCCAGCAAUGUCCUGGGUGUGUACAUUCUGACUAAGAGUCUUAUUGCUCUACUGGAGAAGAGUGCCGAGCCCAGGGUGGUCACAGUCUCUUCAGGGGGCAUGCUGGUGCAGAAGCUGAGGACCGGGAACCUGCAGACCGACCGGGGCCGCUACGAUGGAGCAAUGGUGUACGCCCAGAACAAGAGACAGCAGGUGGUCAUAACAGAGCAGCUGGCCAAGAACCACCUUAACAUCCACUUCUCCGUCAUGCACCCCGGCUGGGUGGACACCCCAGCGCGUGGCCUACGCCCAUUGCCAGACCCGGUUCCACAGCUCCAUGAGGAGCAGCCUCUGCGGACCCCAGAGCAGGGGGCUGACACCGCUGUGUGGCUGGCCGUCUCCGAUGCCGCCGCAACCAUGCCCAGCGGACACUUCUACCAAGACCGUAAGAUGGUGUCCGCCCACCUGCCUCUGGCCUGGACCCGCAGCUCUUCCCUGGAGGAGCAGAAGUUCAUGUCUUCACUGGAGGACUUGGCCAAGAGUCACCAGCCCCACUGAAGCCCCCGCAGACCCUCCUGGAUACAGUCACCGUGUUAGGGGGUUCAGGGGCCCACACAGGUGCACUUCAGGACCUUAAUCUGUGCAUUGGCAACAGAAGCAUCAGUAACUUAAUGAGCUGCACCUCUUUUCACCUCCACGCUCUAAGGCGUGUUAAAGUGAGCACUAACAACAUCUAAGGUUUCCUAACCCAGGGAUGUACUCCGGCCAAGUACAAAGACAUCAACAUUAAUCCGAUUUUCUUCCGAUUCAUUUUGCAGCUGAGCUAUUAUCACAAGGAACACUUUGUCAGGAAUUUGGAAAAAAACAAAGCCUUCCCUUUUAAUUAACAUCCACAAUUUAAAAGUUCGCAACAUGCAAAAUUAUUUUGUAUUUAACAUGUUUGAACUGUUUGUGAAGGUCUUGACAUUUAUUGAUUAUUAAUUAAUUACUACCUGGAUACCUUUGAAGCAUGUUUUAUCAGUGAUGCUGCACUUAGUCUUGGUCUUUCUGAACAUAAACUAUAAUGAGAGGGCAAGUUUAUCGCACACAGGUGCACAAUAAGUCUCGCUCUACUAUCACACUCAGUGACUUCAAGAAAGUUGUCAAUCAGAUGGGAAUCUGAUGUGACCAAAGUCACACUCUCACCCACACACACGGUGCACAUUUGUAUCACAGGUCCAUCCAUGGCCACACACUCAACGUGACAUUCUAGUCUCAGCCCACCCGUCAUCGCCAACUGUCGUCCUUGUCUGUCUCGUCAAAUUUCCUUUUUUUCUCCUUAAGCGCGCUGCUGUUGUGCUUGCUGCUACUGUUGCUUCCUUGCCUGGCUGAGCUCAGACUGAAGAUCAAGUGUGCCUGCUUCUCCCCCCCCCCCCCCCCAAGGGCAGCAUCACACUGGAAAUGUGCAAUAUUAAUGUUUCUUAUCCACUAAUAAACGUUGAACUUGUUCUGUAAACACAUGCUAGAUUGAGAUAAAAUAACAGUGGUGAAAACUCUU